UGGAUUUAACUCAAACUUAAAAUGUCACGAAACAGCGUACUGACUGAUGAGCAAAGCAAACUAAAUGCUCGCCUGGAAGCCCACAUGGUCUAUAUAUGUCCAGAAUGUGGGAAGGCGUUCCGAACACAAGCUGAAUGGCGACAGCAUUUGAACACGAAACACGAAUAUCUCAAGAAGACGUAUUCGGAUUUUAAUUUCAUUCAAAUCGACGAGAAUUUCCACGAAUGCCAGCUUUGUUUCAAGUGGGUGGAAAAUGCCCACAAAACAAUUGCACUGUUGCAGUAUCAUUACUUUAUGCAUCUGGAUCAUCGAGAAACAUACCGAUGCGUUCACUGUCGCCUGGCUUACACACGGCGACGGGCAUUGAACGAACACCUAUUGUCUACACAUCUGAAGGAGAUUGAGAAAUACGAGGCUAAGUUAAGGCAAUCGAAGCGAAACCAGGAUGAUAAAAAUUCAUCAACGAAGCAGCCUCGCAAACGCAAUGAUUUAUUGCAAAAGGCGCUAAUGGACAUUGAUCUGCAGGCUGAAGAUCAGGAUGCGUCAACAUCUUCAGCACUAUCUGCAGGUAAAGUCAAACCUAAUGACAGUGAACAGGCGUUAGAUCGUUGCCUAAAUGCCUACGAUGACAUUGUGCGUAAGGAAAAGCAAAAGGAUGAAUGCGAAGUAGAUUUGGAUACACUGUGCCAAGAAUUUUUCGAGGAGAGACUAGAGGACACUGUUAGUGCGGUAAAGUCAACUGAUGCACAUCCACAGCAAAGUAAGGAAGUAGUGAUCAUUGAAAUAGAUGCACUUGGCGAAGAUGAAGUGGAUAAGCUAAAAAAGAAAAUAAUGAAGCCAGAACCAGAUACAGACCCAGAAAUAACACCACCGUCCAAACGUCGACGUUUAUCACAAACACCCGAACCGGAAGGAGACGUAGAUGUCCCUACCAAUGGACUUGCCAAACUCAUCUCGUAUUUGUGUCCAAAGUGUGGCAAGGAAAUUGAAUCAAUGGACGACUGGCGUUCUCACGUCUUUAAAAAACAUAACUUUGAGCAUUUUAUUGAGAAUAGCUUUAAGAUCAAGGAUCGACAAAGUAUUUGCCUACAAUGUGACGAGGUGAUGCCAACUACCAAGCGCUCCUACCUGCAAAAGCAUUGUUUUAAGCAUUUACCAUAUCGUUCAUAUUUGAAGUGCAGCCUUUGUGAUCGGACCAAGACAAGCAUGUCCAAGAUGUACAAUCACAUACGAUACAACCACCAGGACGAGCUGCAUCGAAAGAACAAAACCCAAUUGCUUAUUAAGCCGGAGCCCAAAUGGACGAUACCGCCACGAGCAGUCCAGAAGCGGGAAAGUCCUGAACCCAAUCAGCGCAUAAGCGAUCCGGAUGAGGAACGCGCUUGUAAAUAUUGUAAUAAGACGUUCAAAACACUUUGGCGUUUCGAGCGUCAUGCAAAGCUUUGCAAGUCGAAUAUGGGCCAAAAAUCUACAGACGAUUUGUCAGUGGAUGCAUUGCUCAAACAUUUGCGAGAGGGACGAUUACGCGUCAAUACCAUAUGGAAGAAAAUGCAAAGGGAGAUCUAUUAGUGUU
Molecule: messenger RNA, 1573 nt
Organism: Drosophila arizonae
Lineage: Eukaryota; Metazoa; Arthropoda; Insecta; Diptera; Drosophilidae
Source: RefSeq, a predicted model, not a curated record